Messenger RNA from Jaculus jaculus (lesser Egyptian jerboa), 528 nucleotides. RefSeq names its product myosin light chain 2 (gene Myl2). The record is from RefSeq and is a predicted model, not a curated record. Lineage: Eukaryota; Metazoa; Chordata; Mammalia; Rodentia; Dipodidae. Gene Ontology annotation, biological process: heart development; cardiac muscle contraction; muscle cell fate specification. Gene Ontology annotation, cellular component: cytoplasm; myofibril. Bases 37 to 480 code for a protein of 147 amino acids. Gene Ontology annotation, molecular function: calcium ion binding. The transcript has 6 exons.
AAGAGGAUUGAGGGCGGCAGCUCCAACGUGUUCUCCAUGUUUGAACAGACGCAAAUCCAGGAGUUCAAGGAGGCCUUCACCAUUAUGGACCAGAACAGAGAUGGCUUCAUUGACAAGAACGACCUGAGGGACACUUUUGCAGCCUUGGGCCGUGUGAAUGUGAAAAACGAGGAAAUUGACGAAAUGAUCAAGGAGGCUCCUGGUCCAAUUAACUUCACCGUGUUCCUGACGAUGUUUGGGGAGAAACUCAAAGGGGCAGAUCCCGAGGAAACCAUCCUCAACGCGUUCAAGGUGUUUGACCCUGAAGGCAAAGGGUCCCUGAAAGCUGACUACGUCCGGGAGAUGCUGACCACGCAAGCUGAGAGGUUCUCCCAGGAGGAGAUCGACCAGAUGUUCGCGGCCUUCCCCCCUGAUGUCACGGGCAACCUAGACUACAAGAACCUCGUGCACGUUAUCACUCACGGAGAGGAGAAGGACUGAGCCCCACGGCCUUGGGCCUUGCACCCCACUUCCAAACUGCCUCAUCCC